AUGGCGGACCCUGUGGCCCGAGCGCGCGAGAUCGCCGCGCGUUUGGCGGCGGCUGCAAUUCCAGGUGGCGGUGACGCUCUAGGCAAGCGCAAGAGCCGUUGGGAGUUUUCAGUGUGGCUUCGUAGUUUACGGUACAUAUCGGACAGCGGCGCACGACCUGCGCCUGGAUUGGGUGACAAGAAGUGCAAAAAAGUGUACAUUCCAGUCGACCGGUAUCCAGACAUUAACUUUAUUGGGCUGCUAAUCGGUCCCCGCGGGUCCAACCAAAAACGCAUGGAAGACGAGACAGGUGCACGCAUUUUGAUCCGUGGUCAGGGAUCGUCAAAAGACCCAACGGGUGAUCCGGACGAGAACGAGGAGCUGCACGUGCUCAUUACCGCCGACAGUGACGAGGCACUGGCGAAAGCGCAGAGUGCAGUAGAGGACAUUCUUUUUAACCCGCAGCAAGCUAUGAAGCUCAAGCAGGAGCAGCUCCGCAAGGUGGCAGAGCUCAACGGCACAUUGAUUGACAAUUAUGGUGGCGCAAGACCUGGAGACGGAGAUGGUCACUCGAGCAGUGCAACCGGCAAUGAUUCGACGAAGUAUGGACCUGGCAAUGAUGGCGACUCGUCGUCGGUUGAUAUGAAGGUGCCACGUGAUCUCGUCGGAUACAUCAUCGGUCGUGGUGGGGAGACCAUCCGUGAUUUACAGAUGAAGAGUGGUGCGCACAUACAAAUAGUUCGUGAAGACGAAGGAGCGCCGCCGACGCCCGAUCGUUUUGUGAACAUCACGGGUAACCCAGGCUCUCUAAGCUUGGCACAACAGCUUAUCCAAAACCUCGUUGACGAGCGACAGCAAAAUCAAGGUACCGGUGGUGGUUUCCGCGAGCGUGACGAUCGGGAUCGAAUGGCGCGUUACGGCGGCAUAAACCCUGAUGGCACGGAAUCAGUGGAGAUCUUGGUUCCCAACGAGCGUGUGGGACUUAUCAUUGGACGUGGUGGCUGCACGAUCAAGGCUAUCCAGCAGCGUACUGGCACAAGCGUUACUAUUCCGCAGACGCCAGAUCCGAACCAUCCUGAAAUGCGCCUUAUUACGAUUCGUGGUACAAUGGAGGCAAAAGAGGCCGCGAGGUUUGAGAUUCAGUCUAUGGUCAACGAAGAGCCGGGGCAGCGUCAAGGGUUCGGUAUGGCUUCGGGUCAAACCAUAUACAUGCAGGUACCUAAUGACCGCGUGGGCGUCAUUAUUGGCAAGCGUGGAGAAACGAUCAAGGGUAUUCAGGACCGCCAUGCUGUGCGCAUUCAAAUCCCACAGGUGCCUGACCCGGGCUCGAAUCCACCAGUGCGCACUAUUUCCAUUCAGGGUCCGCCGCACAAUCUAGCAGGUGCAAAGGAGGAAGUGGAUGCGGUGAUUUUGCAAGGAAUGAAUGGUCACGGGUAUGAUGGCGGGGGCGGGGGCCAGUAUGGAAGCGAUAGCAGUUACGGUGGGUCCAGAGGUUUUGGAGGACAAUCUGGAGGCUACGACCAGCAACAGCAGCAGUACGGAAGUUAUGGAGCACAAGGCCAGCAGGACCAGUACGCUUCGUACUAUCAGCAACAAGGCCAGCCGAGUCAGUAUUAUCAGCAGGAUGCAUCAGUCGUUGGAGCGACAGGAGAAGCUGCUGCGGGAGGAGACCAGGCCGCGGCACCAGCAGCUACAGCGGACCCGAAUGACCCGAAUGCGUACUGGAAUGGCUACUACGAGUACGCAGCGUACUACGGCGUGGACGCUGCGAAUGCCGCUUGGGGCGUGACUGGUGCUGCAGCGCAGGCUAGUGCUGAGGCAUACCAGCAGUAUCAGCAGCAGGUUGAUGCGGGCGGCAGUGGUGAGUCUGUUCCCACUGCUGCUCCGGGGGCUCCUGGUGGCGCUUCCACCGCGACUUCUUCUACCACUGAUGCGUCUGCGCCUUCGGCGACAGGUAACAGCGGAGCUGACACGACAUCUGCUGCUCCCACGGGUGCAACGACACAGGUUUGUUUAGUGCGUGUGAAGUGUAUUGGCUAG
Messenger RNA from Hyaloperonospora brassicae, 2019 nucleotides. NCBI's taxonomy places the organism in Eukaryota, Oomycota, Peronosporomycetes, Peronosporales, Peronosporaceae. The record is from the annotation of a GenBank genome assembly.